AUGGCUGCGUACUCGCUGUCGGCCGAGCCUGAGAGUUUCGACAACGACUUGUUUCUGGGAGAGGACGAUCACGAUGACUCGUAUCUCCUCAACGACGGAGACGCUUUUGCCGGCGAUGGGAAGUCCUUCCCGCAUGCGCGUCCCUUCACAGAUUUGCACUCGCAGGCAGGAAGCGGUGUGCUGCCGGGGUCAGGCGGUCCAGACUUUUCCCUGGAUCUCGGCCCCCCUCAAGAAACGCAGCAGAGCUUCGCGUCGUUCUCGGAGGACUCUGCCUGGCGAAGUCGCGGCGCCCAGAGAGAACAGUCGGUCCCUUUCGGAGAGCCUCCGUCGUCUGUCCAACAGGGUGACAGAGGCAGCGCCUUUUUUCAAGGCGAAGAAGACCAUUUCUUUUCUGCGAGAGCCGAGAAGGCGACUGUCUCGAGUUCUCGACGUUUUCCGGAAGCAAGAGAGAAGAAGUCGCUCCUCGACCCCAGUGCGCCGGUGCACGUCAUCACAGGAUACGAGCAGUUCUGCGCAGUGCAAGAGGCGAGAACGGAGAGAAAAGGGAACGUGCUGAGGGAGCCGGAGACGGAAGUCGCGGCACAGCCUGCGCAGCACUGGUUCGGAGACCAACGCCGGGGGGAGGCAGAGAGCGACUUCGUAGCGUUGCGGGAGAAGGGCGGAGCAAAGAAGGAAAUGCGGUGUAUGGCAACAGGCAGAAGGGAAGAGACGGGCGAGACGUGUGCUUCUCCGCGGCGAAACAACGAAGAGUUUGUGGACAUUUGUUUCAGUGGGGAAGACAGUGAGAGAGGCGCGCUUUCGCCGUGGUCCAGAGGAGAAGGGAACUCGAGGGGGUCGCAGAGCAGGGGAGACGCGGGCAGCAGACGGGGUGUAUAUACACUUGCGAGACAGGACCCAAGUGGAGACGAGCACGAGGCGGGGGCGCGAUGCAAUUCUCCCCGCUCUUUCGGCGACCUUCCUCUUUCUUCGCCCCAGAGAACGCCAGACGAGGAAAACUACCCGACACAGGGCCACUGCGAAGAUGAAGAGAGGAUGUGUCUACAGCCAGGCACCCGUUCAGCAAGAGACAACCGCCUCUCUCCCCGGGCGCAGUUGUCUCCGAGGUGUACGUACACCCCAGCAACCUCCUCGCCAUCCGAGACGUCCGUUGUCGAGAGCGUCUCGAAGUCGAUUCCGAGCGGACAGAAGUAUAGGGAAAAGGAAGGUCGAAAGGCACGGUCUCUAGAGGCGAAUGAAUCAUGCUCUUCUGUCUUCUCGGUUGCUGGCGAGUCGUCAAACUUCAGUGCCCGGAGCAUGUUGCUCGGGCGCCAGGAGUCCCACCUCGGAACAGGCAGUCGGUGCACGCCCUCCCGCCGCAGCGGAGAACCUUUUUCGUUCCUCUCCUCUCUUCUCCCCUGUCGAGAAGCACUGCAAAUCGUAGCCAAUCGCCUCUACUACUCGCGAUUCACAGCGUGGCUCUACCUCUUUGUCUUUCUCCUCAACGCGUGGGUCCUCGUUCGCUGCCUCACGCUCUCCGUCGUCGACCUCUGGGUGGUCUGCGCCGAAGUCUUCGUCACCCUCAUGCUCCUUCUCGAAGUCUGCCUCCGAGCGCUGGUGGUGGGUCGGCCAUUCUUCUUCAGAUUCGAGAACAUUUUCGACAUCGCCAUCACAGUCCUUUGCGUGGCGCUCCUCUGCAUCAGCGACGAUUUGUGGGGUUCUCUGGCAGGCCGAGAUCGCCCGCCUCCAGAAGAAGUCGACGACAUCUUCAGGCAGUCUCUCACCGCUUUCCGUUUCUCCACGCAGCUGCUCAGGAUGGUCACUAUAGUUCUACAUCAAAAAAGAUCCAAGCUUCCAGCCGACGACAUUGAUUUUUCGUAUUUGGAGGCCCAGGCGCGAGAACCUCACGACGACGGACUCUGA
Molecule: messenger RNA, 1899 nt
Organism: Neospora caninum
Lineage: Eukaryota; Apicomplexa; Conoidasida; Eucoccidiorida; Sarcocystidae
Exons: 3
Coding region: 1-1899 (632 amino acids)
Source: RefSeq, a predicted model, not a curated record